CCUGAUAGCACUUGCCGUCAAUGCUGCUCUUGCGAUGGGCCUUCUGUUGGCUGCCAUUGGCAGUCUUACCAGCAUCUGCAGAUUCAGAAUGGCUCUUGCAGGCACUGGGCGGCGGCCCGUCCAUCGAAGACGCCCUGCAGCGAUUUCUGCAGGAUACCCAGCAAGUGGAGUAUGGCGAGGACGAGGCUUGCGAUGAGCCGCAAAAGGAUCAGCAGGCGCCGCGGCCUGGCGCGGAGGAGUCAGCACUGUGGCAGCUGGCGGAGGGCCUCCGGGACUGCGGGGUCAGGAUGCCGAGCCUAUGGCCCAGCAGCGAGGCUGAGUGGCAGGCAGUUCAGCAGCAGUCUUCGGAGUACCUUGCCGCGCUGGCCGAUGUGCGGGCCGACGAUGCGAGCCUCAUCUGCCGGCGUUUCCGCGCUGGUGAGGUGAACGACACUGAACAGAGGCCGCGUUGUCCCAGAUGCGGCCGCGCUGUUGCCGUCGAGAAGGCUCUGCAGGCUUCUCUGCAAGUGCUGCGUCGGGAUCUUGAGGAGGAGGUCCCUUCCUGGGAGCCGGAGGCCUUCAUCGACGUCACUGCGGCCUGCAAGGACGAGCGCGAACCUCUUGCUGCAGAGUUGCUGGCUGCUCAUGAAGCGGGUGGUGUGGCUGCCGUGCUGGCAGCUUUGGGUGAGAUGCCGUGUGAGCCCUGCCAGCUGGAAGCCACGGUAGCCCUGGAAGGCUACCUCUCGGCACUGGCGCUGCUCCGCUGCGCGCCGUACCUGGAGGAGGUGGCAUCCACCCUGGAGCCCAAGAUUGCGAAGGCGUCCGAAGUCUUGGAGGUGGCGCUGUGGCAAGGUGUUGGCUUUCCCAGCCUCCAUGAGGCGGCCAGCCAGGCCGUGUUUGCACUGCGCCGCAGCCGGCGCUUCACGAGGCCUCGGGCCUGUGGGUUUCGGCUGCUGCGCCUGCCGGGAGAGGCGGAGGGCCUGGCGGAGGAGGCGCAGUGCCAGGGGCCGGCGCUGAGCGUGGCGUUGUGCUACCUGCGCUUGGCGCAGCGCUUGGAGCCGCCGCUGCUGGCGGCGCAGGCGCAGGCGCUGGCUGCGCUGUGGCUGCGGCAGGUUGGCAACGACGCCGCCGUUCAGGCUGCGCAGCUAACAGCAGAAGCUGCCUAUCGCUCGGCCAGGUCGAAGCUGGCUCCGGCGGCGCAGCUGCUCGUGUUGCAGACCUGCCUGGAGGCGGUGGCUGCGCGGGGCCGCGCCCUGCGCCUGGCCGCGCCGCUGCGGCGACGCCUCGGCGCCUUGGCGCGGCAGCUGCCGGCGAGCGCCGCCCCGGCGCCGCGGAGCCUGCGGCAGGCGGCGGAGCUGGCGCCGCGGGCGGAGCGACUGCACUUCAGCUUUGCCCAGCUUCUGCAGACAGUUAGCACCAAGGAGCUGCCGGAGGCCGCGGAGGCGCCGCUGGGCCUCUUCGCGGCGAGCGCCGCGGAGAGCCGCGCGGGCGAGGCAGGCUUGCUUUUCCCAGCAGCUAUGCAAGCGCUGCAGCAGGCACCUGAGCUGAUCGAGCCCGUCGGGCCGCCCACGGGUGCGUCCAGGAAUGCCAACGACUUGGUGGAGGUCUUGGGCGUGCGUUUGCAUGAGCGCAGCGGCUUGACGGAGGUGCUUCUGCGCAGGAUUUCCUUUGAAGAGUUGCCAGAGCAAGGCCUGGAGGAGUUCCUGUCGCCCGGGCAGCUGGUGGAGCUGCUGUCCAGCGAUGGGCCGCUGGGAGCCGAGCUUCUGGAGCCGGAGGGGUUCCACCCGCUGCGCCGGGCGGUCUUCAGUGGACCGCGAGGCCUGCGGCGGCCGCUGGGCCGCGCGCUGGCGGAGCUGCAGCCGCUGGCCGCGGAGGUGCCUGUGCAGCUGCGGUGCGAGCUGACUUUCCAGGCCCACGCGAGCCACGGCACCACCACCAUCCUGCUGUCCGAGCCGCGGUUGGUGGUGGGGAAGGAGCCAGCCGCCAAGCUGACGCCUCAACUUGGCACUAUGCCAGGACUCGGCGCCCUGCGGGCCUUCUGCGCGGCCCGCGCCGCCGCGCGCCUGGCGCAGGACGCCGCUGUUGAGGCGACGGAGGUCUCCGCGCCGGAGAGCGGCACGGAGAGCGGAGCUUCAGCACCCGCGAGGCUUAUGAUUGAAGGCCACUCCUCUGCGAGACACGAGGUGUGGCUGCAGCGCCUGGCGCGCUCGCACGAGGCGCUGCUGCGGGCCCUGGGCUUCAGCAGCCUCGACCCGGGGAGCUGCUGGGACGGGCAGAUGUUCACCUUCGCAGCCUGUUGCAGCGUGGGAGAACAUCAAGACAGCUGCUGGCAUGGCGGGUUUUCCGAGGAGAGGUGCUGCCAGCCGCUGCGGGCCCCCGAGCUGCUCAGCGAGGAGGCUCUGCAGCUGGCGCUGGCGCAGCUUGCAGGCCACUGCGCGAGCCCGGCGCGCGCCGCCCCCGCGGUGGCCGCGUGGCUGCGGCAGCCCAACGGCCGGGGCGCCAAAGCGCUGAGCGGCCUGGCAGCCGAGGCCCUGGAAGCAAGCGCAGGGUGCGUGGAGCCGCCGGAGCUGCAGGAGCCCGCCGCUGCUGAGCAGCAAGGAGAGCAAUGGCUGCCAGGACCCAGCGGAAGGGGGAAGGCCUGCAGCAUCUUCUUAGAGCCCGAGCUGCGGCCGGGCGCCGUGGAGCGCGAGCUGGACGCCAACGGCCUGGAGGCGCUGUCGCUGGCCGCGCUGCGGCGCCGCGCGGCGGAGCCGGCGUUGGCGCCGGAGCUGGCGGCCAAGGCCAAGAGCGAGGCCCAGGUGCGAACCCUGCAGCGCCUGGAGUCAGUGCUGAAGAAGCUGCAGUCCAAGCAGCAGGGCCGAGAGACGCGGACUGCCACAGGACCAGAGAGGUGCUGCGGCUCCUGGCGCGCAGGCGGAGAGCUGGCGAAGGGCCAGCGGCUGCGGGUGCGGCAGGAGGGCAGCGAUGAGCUGUGGCAAGAGGUGGUGCUGUUGGACCUCCUGCGUCUGGUGAGGAAGGAGGGGGUGCAGCAGUUGCACCUGCAGGCAGUGGUAUCCAGGGAUGCCACCGGCGCCGGCACCUCUCAGGUGCUGUACCGGGACCUCUCGAAGGGCUGGGAGGUGCAGGUGCUUGAGCUGCCCGCAGGCUGCAAGGUCAACAGCUGCUCCGAGGAUGAGCCCGAGAAACUCCGAUGGCCCGACUGCAUCGGCCAUGCGCAGACGAUCCGUGGAGUGGCGGGUGCUGGGGUCUUUGUGAAUCUAGCUGCCUUCGGCAUCACUGACGGAUGCUUCCGGGAUGACUGUGGCUACACGGAUCACUUCGCCUCUGGCUCUCCAGCCACCUGCGCACGUACGUGUGCAUCGAUCCGGGCUUGCAGAUGGUGGUCUUUCUGGACCUCCCGCACUGGAGGCACCUGCUGGCUGCGACGACACGACCAGCAGCGUGACACCAUGGUGGAGUCCAUGACGGCCUCCUCAGAGUGCGUGCCGCCGGCCACCGCGCCGGCGCGGCAGACCUCGGCAGAGCCCACGCUGUUUCAGCUGGCAGCCGGCUCGAUGCUGGGCCCUUCGGCCCCGGCGUUCCAGUGGGACCUCCCAAAGGUUUUGGAGGAAUUUGGACACUUGACGCCUUCUCAGAUUCAGCUGCGGGAUUCCUCGCCCCUCCGCUCCUCUGCGUUGCGCUUUGCGCGUCGAGCGAAGGAAGCGCGUCCAGCCUGAGCGGCAGGGUGAUGCCCGCCACAAAAACAGCGAGCACCUGGCAUGCCGGAGGUAUUGCACAUGUUCGAGUUCCC
Messenger RNA from Effrenium voratum, 3769 nucleotides. Lineage: Eukaryota; Dinophyceae; Suessiales; Symbiodiniaceae. The record is from the annotation of a GenBank genome assembly.